Molecule: messenger RNA, 1809 nt
Organism: Staurois parvus
Lineage: Eukaryota; Metazoa; Chordata; Amphibia; Anura; Ranidae
Source: the annotation of a GenBank genome assembly
AUGUCAUUUAAUGGAGAAAUGGCAGAAGGCAAGACAGAUCUAGCCAACGGAAGCUUCUCCAGUAGCCCAGAAGACAUGUCUGGAACAGAAGAAGGGAAGGAGAACUCAUCGGGGAUUGAGGUGGAAGCCUCAGACGUAAGCCUAAGUCUCACCGGAGACGAGACGGGCACAAACCGAGCAGAAAGCAGGGACAGUAGCUCUGAGAGCUCGGGGGAGGACAAGGACUCCGACAGUAUGGACGAUACUGGACUGUAUUCCAUUAACGAUGAGAACCGUGGAAAUGACCGUUCACACUCGGAGGACGAGGAGGAGGAGGAAGAAGAGGAGGAGGAGGAAGACAGACUCCGUAAACGAGGCCAAAAAAAGCGAGCCAACAAUGACCAGGACUCUUCUGAUGAUGAAAGGGCUUUGGAAGACUGGGUGUCCUCGGAGAAGACACCUUUGCCCAGACCUCGGUGGCGAGCCAUCCGCGCGCUCAGACAAAGGGAGAUUGGAAGCAGCCGGCGCUUCAUUUACGACGCCUGCGGGGCACGCGGGUUCGUCCAGAGGUUCCGGCUCUUACACGGCCUGGAUGGGCACCUCGGCUGCGUUAACACCUUGCAUUUCAACCAGAGGGGCACUUGGUUGGCAAGCGGCAGCGAUGACCUCAAGGUGGUCGUUUGGGACUGGGUGAGGAAAAAGCCCGUUCUAGAGUUUGAGAGCGGCCACAAAAGCAACGUGUUUCAGGCAAAAUUCCUGCCCAACAGCGGGGACUCCACGAUUGCCAUGUGUGCCCGCGACGGGCAGGUACGUGUUGCUGAGCUCUCUGCCACCCAAUGCUGCAAGAAUACAAAGAGGGUGGCGCAACACAAAGGAGCCUCUCACAAGCUCGCCCUAGAACCCGACUCCCAGUGUACUUUCCUGUCCGCCGGUGAGGACGCUGUAGUGUUCACCAUCGACCUUCGGCAAGACCGACCUGCGUCGAGACUAGUUGUCACCAAGGAGAAGGACAAAAAGAUUGGACUGUACACGAUAUAUGUCAAUCCGGCGAACACGUACCAGUUUGCAGUGGGCGGCCGCGACCAGUUUGUCAGGAUCUAUGACCAGCGGAGAAUCAAUGAGAAUGAGAAUAAUGGAGUAUUGAAGAAGUUCUGCCCUCAUCACUUGGUAACAAGCGAGGCAAAAGCCAAUAUCACGUGUCUUGUGUACAGCCAUGAUGGCACAGAACUUCUCGCCAGCUACAAUGACGAAGACAUCUAUUUGUUCAAUUCCUCUCACAGUGACGGGGCUCAGUAUGUAAAGCGAUACAAAGGACAUCGAAAUAAUGCUACAGUAAAAGGCGUCAACUUCUAUGGGCCGAAGAGUGAGUUUGUGGUCAGCGGCAGCGACUGUGGUCACAUCUUCCUGUGGGAGAAGUCGUCCUGUCAAAUCGUACAGUUCAUGGAUGGCGAUAAAGGCGGCGUGGUGAACUGCUUGGAGCCGCACCCCCACCUGCCUGUCCUAGCGACCAGCGGUCUCGAUUACGAUGUCAAAAUCUGGCUUCCCACCGCCAAGGAACCGACAGAGCUUCACGGGCUGAAGGAGGUUAUCAAGAAAAACAAACGUGAAAGAGACGAGGACAGCCUACACCACGCCGACCUGUUCGACAACCACAUGUUAUGGUUUCUGAUGCACCAUCUACGGCAGAGGGGGCACCGCAGGAGGAGAAGACCAGACCGCUCACUCAAUUCCCUGGCGAUGAACGACUGUAGAUUAGGAUCCCCUAGCACCUCCGACAGCUCCGACGACGACGAAGAAGGCCCUGACCGAGUACAGUGCAUCCCAUCAUGA